CAACACACAAAAAUUAUUGUUUAUGCAACUUGACAAUCAUGGCGAGCACGUCGAGGAUUGAGGCAAAUAAAGUGGUGUGCUAUGCUCAUCCAGAUGCACCGCUUAUCGAGGAUUAUAGAGCGGGUGACAUGAUAUGUUCAGAAUGCGGACUCGUCGUGGGAGACAGAGUAAUAGAUGUGGGCUCGGAAUGGCGUACCUUCAGUAAUGAGAAAUCCGGUGUGGAUCCAUCUCGUGUGGGUGGACCAGAGAACCCUCUCCUGUCUGGCGGAGAUCUCUCCACCAUCAUAGGUCCUGGUCGAGGAGAUGCCUCAUUUGACAGUUUUGGAGUAUCCAAAUACCAGAAUAGAAGGAAUAUCAGCAGCACCGACAGAGCUCUAAUCAAUGCAUUCAGAGAGAUCAACACAAUGGCGGAUAGGAUCAACUUACCCAAAACUAUUGUGGACAGGGCCAACAAUUUGUUCAAACAGGUACACGAUGGAAAGAAUCUAAAAGGCAGAGCGAAUGAUGCAAUCGCAUCUGCAUGCCUGUACAUAGCGUGCCGGCAAGAGGGCGUGCCGCGAACCUUCAAGGAGAUAUGCGCCGUCAGCAAAAUCAGCAAGAAGGAGAUAGGCCGGUGCUUCAAGCUCAUCCUCAAGGCUCUGGAGACCUCCGUGGACCUGAUCACUACGGCCGACUUCAUGAGCCGGUUCUGUUCGAACCUGGGACUUCCGAACUCGGUGCAGAGGGCGGCGACUCAUAUCGCGCGGAAGGCUGGAGAGUUGGACAUCGUGUCUGGACGGAGUCCCAUAUCGGUGGCCGCCGCUGCCAUUUAUAUGGCGUCGCAGGCGUCAGAAGACAAGCGCAGUCAGAAAGAAAUCGGCGACAUAGCGGGCGUCGCUGACGUCACGAUUCGACAGUCGUACAAGCUCAUGUACCCGUUCGCGGCCAAGUUGUUCCCCGACGACUUCAAGUUCGCCACGCCCAUCGAGUUCCUGCCGCAGAUGUGAAAUGUAGUGAAGUAAACACCUUAACAUACUUGCGACAUCUCAUUCAUCACCUGAAUGAUCGUCUCGCGACACCUCAUCAAACACCUGAAUGAUCGUAUCGCGACACCUCAUCCAACACCUGAAUGAUCGUCUC
Molecule: messenger RNA, 1119 nt
Organism: Bicyclus anynana (squinting bush brown)
Lineage: Eukaryota; Metazoa; Arthropoda; Insecta; Lepidoptera; Nymphalidae
Gene: TfIIB
Product: transcription initiation factor IIB
Exons: 5
Coding region: 39-986 (315 amino acids)
Biological process (GO): transcription initiation at RNA polymerase II promoter; transcription preinitiation complex assembly
Cellular component (GO): transcription preinitiation complex; nucleus
Molecular function (GO): TBP-class protein binding; RNA polymerase II general transcription initiation factor activity
Source: RefSeq, a predicted model, not a curated record